AUGGACGACUUGAUGCAAAAGAAUCGCCAGCACCAGAGUGACACACUGACGCCGGCCGACAUUCCCUCCUUCAACAUGUUCAAAAAAGACAUUACCCCCUCGCCCAAGCAGAAGCUCAAGUCUUCGGUGCAGCGAUCCCUCCGCCAGUCGCUGCUGACAACGUAUCCCCUGCUCACGCCGCACAUUGACGAGAUCCUCCCCAAAAAGGCUUCCCUGGCGAGCAUGAAGCUGCCCGACCGGAAUACGCUGUACGUCCUCGACUCGGAGCCCCUGUUCUACCAGCAUGACUCGGCCACCAUCAUCCCGCACUUGAAGCUCGUCCACCGCUUCCCGCAGGGCUUCCCGACGAUCCGCAUCGACAGGGGCGCCAUUCGAUUUGUGCUCUCGGGCGCAACCCUCAUGGCGCCCGGCCUGACCUCCAAGGGAGGCAGGCUACCCGCCGAGGGGGCCGCCGAGAAGCUCGAGGAGGGCAGGGAGAUGGACCAGCGCGUCGACCACGAAGGCCGCUGGAGCAGGGAGCUGCACAAGGGCGAGCCCGUCGUCAUCAUGGCCGAGGGCAAGGAGGAGGCUUGUGCCGUGGGGACGCUGUCCUGCGGAACAGAGGACGUCAAGGCAAAGGGGAAGGGGCCCGUCGUGGAAGACGCCCAUUUCCUCGGCGAUGGGCUGUGGAACUUGGCCACCGACUGA
Molecule: messenger RNA, 687 nt
Organism: Metarhizium album ARSEF 1941
Lineage: Eukaryota; Fungi; Ascomycota; Sordariomycetes; Hypocreales; Clavicipitaceae
Exons: 2
Coding region: 1-687 (228 amino acids)
Biological process (GO): formation of translation preinitiation complex
Molecular function (GO): RNA binding
Source: RefSeq, a predicted model, not a curated record